This is a messenger RNA of Pelagomonas calceolata, 2001 nucleotides long. NCBI's taxonomy places the organism in Eukaryota, Pelagophyceae, Pelagomonadales, Pelagomonadaceae. The record is from the annotation of a GenBank genome assembly.
ACGAGAGCACAGCAAAGCCGCUGCGAGCAUUUAUGGCUGCAAGCGCUGCACAGGCUAGUGUCUUACAGGACGCUAGCAAGCUCUCAGAGCAAAAAAAGCUCAAGGUGGGCUACCGGGACGGGAUCUGUCGCCAAUUUUAUCUACAAACACGCUGUCGACGCACAGCAAGCCACUUGCUGCCGCCAAAUUGCCGCCCAUCAGCGGACACAGCUCCAGCCUCUCUGGGAGCUGAGCCGCUGCCGCCAGUCGUCGCGGAUCAGACGGCACAGCCAAAAACAACCAAAGCGCUCGCGCACGCCAGUCGCGCCACACAAAAUGGCAGUAGUCGUCGUAGGCUCGGCCAACGUCGACCUCGUCGUCAACUCCCCUAGGUUCCCGAAACCAGGAGAAACUUUAAUAGGGAGCCGCUUCGAGCAGCUGUUUGGCGGCAAAGGGGCGAACCAAGCCGCCGCGGCCGCUUUAUUAGGUAGUCCCGUGCGCGUCGUCAUGAGGGUAGGAAGGGACGACCUCGGCCAGGCGACGCGCAAGAACUUCGAGAGGUUAGGCAUCGACGCGAAUCGCGUCGUUGACACGAGGGACGCGGCGACGGGCGUCGCAUUGAUAACAGUCGAUUCCAAUGGGGAGAACACGAUCGUCGUCGCGAGUGGCGCAAACGCGAAGCUCACGCCGGAGGACGUCGCGGAGACGGUCUUCGACGGCGCCUCUGUGAUACUGACGCAGCUCGAGGUUCCUGUCAGUACGAACAUCGCCGCUCUGAGAAAGGCCAAGGCUAGAAAAGUGUUGACGGUAUUCAAUGCCGCGCCGGCGCCCACUUCGCCGUUGCCGGACGAGAUUUGGAAGUUGUGUGACGUCUUGUGUGUGAAUGAACCGGAGUUGCAGCUUUUGACCGGUAGGAAAGUCGAGAACGAUUCAGAAGCGUGCGGCGAGCUGCUGAAGAGGGGCGUCGGCGCCGUGUUGCUGACGCGGGGCCGUCGAGGAUGCCUGCUGGUCCGCGAGCAAGGUUCCAUCAGUUGCAGUGUACCCGAGGCUUUGCAGAGUACGCCGGUUGACACGACCGGCGCCGGCGACGCCUUUUUAGGCGCGCUAGCCCACUUGGUCGCGAGCGGGUCGACGCUCGAAGCUGCCUUGCCAGGCGCUGUGGAAGUGGCAUCGACGUCCGUGCGUAGAAGAGGAGCCCAGGCCUCCUACCCGACCGCCGCGGAUCUGGGGUGGGCGAAACGGCCGCCGGCGCCGCCCUCGCCGACCCGUUUCGGGGACUCGCGACGGCCGUCGGUAGCUGGUGCCCUUGCGGCCGCUACCGAAGCGGUGGACAAAUUUGUGGCGUCUGGUAGCGUCGUCGGCAUCGGCUGCGGUUCGACCGUCGAUCACUGCGUGCAGCUCAUCGCCGAGCGACUCGCUUCUGGUGCUUUGAGGGAUGUGACGGCCAUGGCGACUUCCGAAGCUACUGAAAGACGCUUACGCGAAUUUGGAAUCCCGCUGCUACCGCCGGACUCGGACAAAGCCGUCGACGUGGCCCUGACGGGCUGCGACGGCGUGUCCUCGUCCAAAGACGUCGUCAAGGGCGGCAAGGGCGCCAUGCUCCGAGAAAAAUUGGUCCGGGCGGCGGCGUCGCGGUGGGUCGUGAUUUGUGACGAGUGCAAGCGGAGCGAGGGGCUCGGCGUCGACUUUCCCGUGCCCGUGGAAGUCGCGCCGGCCUUCCAUCAGCGGACGUUGCGAAGGCUCGCGAAGUUGACGGGUGCGGACGCUAGAUUGCGCUUGGGUUUGGCGCCGGCCGGCCGGCCCGGCUCUGAUAUGAGCGGAAAACCGUUCGUCACAGACAACGGGAACUAUGUGGUGGACCUGUUCUUCAGCGAGCCUCUAGGAGACGUCUGGCUCAUGGCGUCGCAGCUCGAUGCGUGCCCGGGGGCGGUCGAGCACGGGCUCUUCCCGGCGUCGAUGCGGCCGGACGACCCCGUCGUGCUCGUCGGUGGGAGUGAUGGGGGCGUGGAGCGGAUGGAAUAA